UUGAAGAACGUAAAUGCAAUACCAUCAAAUAUGCUAUUGGCCGAAAUGGGUAUGGAUUCGAUGAUGGCAGUAGAAAUUAAGCAAACGUUGGAAAGAGAGUUCGAUAUUUCCUUGACAGCGCAAGACAUUAGAACUCUAAAUUUUGCUAAACUUCGACAAAUGACAAUUACAACCGAACAAGGAAAGAUACAAGAUACAAAUGAAAUUGAUCCAAGUAAUUUGGAAGGCUUUGACAUGUUAAUUCGAAAAGUGAAGGAUUCACCCUAAUGAAAAUUCUCUUGU
This is a messenger RNA of Temnothorax curvispinosus, 282 nucleotides long. RefSeq names its product fatty acid synthase-like. Bases 31 to 267 code for a protein of 78 amino acids. The record is from RefSeq and is a predicted model, not a curated record. The transcript has a single exon. NCBI's taxonomy places the organism in Eukaryota, Metazoa, Arthropoda, Insecta, Hymenoptera, Formicidae.